AUGUCCUCCGAAGAGCGCCUCUUCCGCUUUAGCAAGCCAGCAUGGCUCUCCAGCGUCCAAGCCCGUAACGCUGGCGUGUACCUGGCCGGCGGUCUCUUCUCCCUAGCAUUCUACAUCCUCCUCGACUCGGCCGUCUGGUCGGCCUCGCCCCGCAACGCCUCCCCCCUACACGUCAACUUUGUCGACUGGCUGCCGUUCGUCUUUUCCUCCCUGGGGAUGCUGAUCAUCAACUCGGUCGAGAAAUCCCGGCUGGCGUCGGAUAGUUUCUCUUAUUCCGGGUCGGGGGUGGCGUGGAAGGCGAGGGUGGUGCUGUUUCUGGGUUUCGCGGCGCUGGCGGGCGGGAUGGCGGGCGGGGUUACGGUUUUUGUGCUCAAGUUUGUCGUGCCGGGGGUGGGGAUGCCGGCGUUGGGGAUGGGGGUUGAGAAUGUGGUUGCCAAUGCGCUGGUGGGGGUUAGCACGGUUGUUUUGUGGGUGAGUCAGAAUAUGGAGGAUGAGUAUGCUUAUAAUUUGGCGCUUUGA
This is a messenger RNA of Podospora anserina S mat+, 519 nucleotides long. RefSeq lists its product as uncharacterized. Gene Ontology annotation, cellular component: fungal-type vacuole membrane; Vps55/Vps68 complex. The transcript has 2 exons. NCBI's taxonomy places the organism in Eukaryota, Fungi, Ascomycota, Sordariomycetes, Sordariales, Podosporaceae. Gene Ontology annotation, biological process: protein targeting to vacuole; late endosome to vacuole transport via multivesicular body sorting pathway. The record is from RefSeq and is a predicted model, not a curated record. Bases 1 to 519 code for a protein of 172 amino acids.